GCCUAUCAAACUUCACGGGUAGUUUUCCAGAACCGGGAGAUACUGCAGUGGUUGGACCUCAUUACGAUGCUGGUUUUAUUAUACAUAUUCUUUGGAUUAACGUCAGCCAGACUGUUAGAUUUGAGCCACAGUGUGGGUGAAGACAGCAGGAUUUGGCUCGGUUACAAUGGUUUCAACAGGACUGCAUUUUUUUACGGGACGCAGGAUGCAGGGUUCUGGUUGACGGCAUACGAUGUCGCCUUCCCGGAACACAUUUCUACUCAUUUGGACGCCCCAAGCCAUUUCUACGAGCAUGGUCUAACAGUGGACAAUAUCCCAAUCGAGGAUCUAGUGGGGCCAGCGGUCGUGGUAGACAUGAAGGCAAGAGCCAGUCUAAGUGACAACGCCGAACUGUCAACUGAAGACCUCAACAAGUGGCUGGAGAAGCACGGGUCUCUUCCUGACGGCGUUGUUGUUUUCAUUCGAACAGGAUGGGGGGAGAGGUACUUCAACCAAACUGCAUACUUCGGCACCGAUUCUAAAGAUGUGACCAAGAUGAAACAUCCAGGUCUGAGCCGAGGGGCAGCCGAGAUUCUCGCGAACUACAACGAAACGCACGGACGCCGCGUGCUGGGAGUUGGAGGACUGGACACCCCGUCUCUUGAUCCUGGCAACUCUACCACAUUUCCCGCUCACCAAGUCCUCGCUGCGAAAAAUAUCUACCGAAUUGAGCACGUGGCCAAUCUACAUCUGCUGCCUGACAUUGGCGCAGAGGUGACAGUUUUGCCCAUCAAGUUCACCGGCGGCAGCGGCGGACCUUGCAGGAUUCUGGCCAAAAUUUCGGACCAGGUAGCCUCUGGCAGGAUCGAACAUCCAUCCACAUCGAAGCCCGCCAAGAUUUGAAAGAAAACGCCUGUCUCCAUUAUCUUCAUUCUAAUCGAAAAUUUGAGAAUAGGGAGAAUCUCGAGACCUUUCCAAAUUUUAAGGGAUUAUGAAUGCAGGAUGUAAAAAAAAAAAUAAACAGAAAUCAAAGUUAUAAACUAAAAAAAAUUUGGCUUGCAAUGCAACUUGUAUAAUUAGUGUUUUACUUACAAUUUUCACUGUAGUAAAAGAAAGUUAUGAAAACUAAAGGUUAUUUUAGAAAUUUUUAUUCAUAAUAUUCUAAUCAUCGCAUACGAUAUUUUGAAGCUAUUUCAUCUAGUUUCUAUGGUAACUCACACAGUCACCCGAAAAUAAGCUUAAAUGGCUCUAAUAUGUAAUAUCUAAGUAAUACCUACGUAAUUCUGCUUCAGCACAUAUAUUGUAAACUGAUAGAUAAUAAAUUAAAAAUCACAGAGUAGUAGGCAGAGAGUAGCAUUAUCAAGAUCAGAUUCUCAUAAUUGUACAGUUCAUACAUAACAGCACCUUCAACUUGAAACUGCAGUCAAAUAAAGAAAUAAUGAAGACCAAACAAUCGAGGUGUGGAUACAAUUCCAGACAAAAAAGUGUUAUCAGCAUUUAUACAAUAUUGUACUAAUGUUAUGUUAAAAUAUUUCAUGAAAAUCUUUGGACAACUUAGUGCCUGAAAAUUUGUUGCUUAAUCAUAAUUUUGUCCUCACACUGUGCGAAGUGACUUCAGAACUACUAAGGGGCUUCAUGCUAGGAUGAACCAGCAUAUUUGACUUCAUCGAAGGCUUUACGGGCUUUCUUGAGUUCUUCAUUCAUAUUCAGCAGCUCAUGCACUCUGGCAGCUUUUCUCUUAUCUUUUCUGACAAGGUAGAGCACAUCCUCCACCUGCACGCGCCCUGAACGACCAACUUCCAUUGCUUGCUGCGUCUGAAAGGAAAAAUUCAUCAAGUCACAUUUCAACUCAAAUCAAGGCCCAUCAAAUGAAUGAGACUUAUCAAUUUCAACCCAGAUGUUUGAUGAAUUUCAGUGAUUUCAGCCAACAGACAAAAUUUUGGAAUCAUUGCACUUACUAUUGCAAAUCUUGGUGGUCAUUUGUCAACUUUUGGCAAGAUUCCAGAUCUUACAGUAGCCAUUAACAAACAAAAUAUAGCCAGUCAAAGGUGGUCAGCUUCAAAGCUGACCAGCCAUCACAGUGACAAAUUAUUCAUUAUUAGAAAAAAGUUCUAUCUAAAAUGCUUUACAAUGAUGAUACAAUAUGAGAGGCAUUAAUAUUAUGCAAACUCACCAUUUGAGUAAUGAAUUCUACAACAAUGUCUUCCAGCAUGUCAACACUCUCAGUGUAAGGAUUCUGGUCAUCACCAAAGCCAUACAUCAUACAUCGGAGCUCCUUGGAGAACAGUCUUUUCCUCACACCUGAACUUGGUCCAGCACUUUCUGAGGCAGCCACGUCAGGAGUCUCAUCAUCUUCAAACUGAAAAAUAAAUGCAAGGUGAACCAUGAAUUUUGCCUGCAAAAUUUUUAAACAAUCAUGAUGAAAUUAAAACAGCAUAAUUAUGGCCACUAUCCUGGUAAAUAGUCCAAUUCAACAUUUCAACUCUCUGUCCACAGAAUAAUUCAAAGUUAAAGACAAAAUAUACAGUUGAAAGCAAUUAUACAUUAAAAAUAAAUAUUUUUAAUUAUUGACAACUAAAUGCAAUUAUUUUCAGCACUUAUAUCCAUAACUAACCUGGUCAAAACUUUCAUCAGCAGUUGCCAUGUUUCAAUCUUUUUCAACUAUUAAUUUCACUAUUAUUCAAUCUUUUUCAACUAUUAAUUAGUAAAAAGACAGAAACUAAGGUUAAAAGCAUGAACUAAACUAAUCAGAGACAGUAGAACCUAAUUUUAAAUAUGUUACCACAUUAGCAAUAGCAUAUAAAUUCAAUAUAGAAAUUUUAAUUGAUUUUAACAAAUAUGUUGCAGAAUGCACUAUUUGCUUGGCAUCUUCAGAUCAAUUAGCCUAAUUGGCAUCAUCAAACUAAGUUGUGCCAUACUGCAAGACUAGGUUUACUACCUACUCAACGCCAACGGGUUGAACACAACAUACCUAGGAUUAGGUUGAUGACACUUAUUGCCUUGAAGACACUGAAGUAAAAUUGAGUCCAGGGUUGGCAUUGAUUAGGACUGAUUAUUUGAAUCAUGUGAUUAGGCUAAAUCAUUUUUUUUUUUUAUAAAAAUCAUGAUUUUUUUUAUUUCUUUA
Hyalella azteca is the source of this 3103-nucleotide messenger RNA. Its product is annotated as isatin hydrolase. NCBI's taxonomy places the organism in Eukaryota, Metazoa, Arthropoda, Malacostraca, Amphipoda, Hyalellidae. Gene Ontology annotation, molecular function: arylformamidase activity. The record is from RefSeq and is a predicted model, not a curated record.